Molecule: messenger RNA, 2020 nt
Organism: Drosophila kikkawai
Lineage: Eukaryota; Metazoa; Arthropoda; Insecta; Diptera; Drosophilidae
Gene: ytr
Product: U4/U6.U5 small nuclear ribonucleoprotein 27 kDa protein yantar
Biological process (GO): RNA splicing
Cellular component (GO): precatalytic spliceosome
Source: RefSeq, a predicted model, not a curated record
GAAUAUCGAUAUGAUAUUUUGAUAUUUAUCAACAACCCUAGUUUUUAGCACCCCCUUGCUUCCUCAUUCGUUUCGGCGUCGCGGCCAGAUAAGCGCGUUGUUUAUUUCCGUUUAGUUUUAAGUUAGCGCGUUUUUAGCCACCGCCGGUGUCGCCCAAAUAAUGCUAGACACAGCCUAGAGCAACGGCACAACAUCCACUACAAAAAACCGCCACACGAGCAGCCGCACAGUUAACGGAGUCGGAGAAAUGGGUCGCAGCCGGAGUCCCGCCUCGCCGGCGCACAGGAGACGCGAGAAGGAGCGAUCAGAGCGAAAGAAGCGCAGGGAGCGCCGCUCCCGGGAGAGAGAAGCUAUCGGAGGAGCCGGACCUGGAGGCGCCGGCGGCAGCGGGAGCAGCAGUCGUCGCGACCGAGAGCGCGAGCGCGACAGGAGUCGCAGCCGCGACCGGGAGCGGGAACGCGAUCGUGCGCGGGGCCGGCGAUCUAGAUCACGCUCGAGGGGCACCGGAGGCGGCGGCGGCGGCGGAAGCAGCGGCGGCAACAGCAGCUCCGGACCAUCGACGUCGCGGCGAACGACAAGGAACAAUGCGGCAGCUGCCGAUCGUCCCAAGAUCAACGAGGCCGAUCUGGAGGGUAAAUCGCCGGAAGAGGUCGAGAUGCUCAAGACAAUGGGAUUCUGCACGUUCGACACCACCAAAAACAGGAAGGUCGAGGGCAACGAUGUCGGAGAAGUGCAUGUAAUCCUAAAGCGAAAGUACCGCCAGUACAUGAAUCGCAAGGGUGGCUUCAACCGGCCGCUCGACUUCGUGGCCUAGCAGUCCUUGGAGCAGCUUGCAUCCGCAUUCUUGCAUCCGUAUCCCUCUGACCAACUAGUUUGCUACGCUUUUUUUACUUGUCCGCGCCCAUACGGGCGACGGCGGACGAAGAGACCUGCAAUUUUAUGCAAUAGACCGGUUUACGAAAUUCUCUCAAAAUUUCCACUCAUCAAGCCUCACCACACACUCAUCAUACCUCAAUUAGUUAUUUAGUAGUUUAAGCCUGAAGUGCGCCUUUGUUAUAAAAUUAUCCCAGGUUAAUUUUACAACAAAAAGCCAUCUCUGAAGCUGAAAGCAAACCAAAUCCGGCUAGGAUUUGUGCAGAGAAUCUGCUUUCAGCUGCAGUUGACGGACGCAUGACGAUUGCUUUUUGAAUAUUUCAAAGUAAUUAACACAAUUGUUUUUGUUGACAUCUCGCCAUUUUGUACGAAUACGAAUUAACUGAAAGGCCAGCCUGAAAACCCCAAAUUCACAACAGCAACAAAAUUUCCAAACACUCACACAGACAAUUACUUAAAGUAUUUGAAAACAGAUAACCACAGAUCCCAGCCCCAGGUCCCAUUCCCGAUUCCACAUCCUGAUCCCUGCCCGAACCACCCACCCAAAACAUCCUCCAUACGCUGCAAUAGUACAACUUUUACAACCAAAUGAUAUAUAUCUAAUAUAUAUUGUAUAUAUACAAAAAACCAAUAAUAUACACACACACCACAAGUACCUUAUCCCCGAAACCCCCCGAGAAUGAACCAUACAAUAGCCAUAGCAAUUUGUUGAAAGAAAUAUUAUUUGUUUAAUAAUCAAAAUGUUGUAAUUAAAACAGUUAAUUCCGAUUUAAAUCACAAGUGCCAACAGAUCGAUCAGGCAAACGCAAACGCUGAAGAUGAAUCACCUUUUUAUACAGCAGAGCAGAUAUUUGUAUAAUCAUUUUGUACUCUUUUUUUAUAUGAAUAUAUAGACGUGACUAUUUGUAUGUCGCAAGAACAACAACAAGUAAACUAUUUUAAGCAAUAGUUACCAUACACACACUUUUGUUAAAUCCUUUGGAAAGAAAUAUGUAUUGGAAAAUUCAAGUAAUUUUGGCCACACACACACAUACACACACUCUUUUUUCAAUUAUUUGUAGUUGUAACACUUGAAGAAAUUGCAGGGAUUUUUUCUUAUUUCAUAUGCUCCUACAAUAAACUGAUAAUAAAAUUUGUAAACCCUUAA